Messenger RNA from Penicillium longicatenatum, 327 nucleotides. Its product is annotated as TPR domain protein. Lineage: Eukaryota; Fungi; Ascomycota; Eurotiomycetes; Eurotiales; Aspergillaceae. The transcript has 3 exons. The record is from RefSeq and is a predicted model, not a curated record. The coding region runs from base 1 to 327 and encodes 108 amino acids.
AUGGACCAAGUACUCGCUAUCCAUGAGCUUAAUUGUAUCCGAGAGUCCACUAAAGGAGCUCUUCGACUUGCGCAAAAGAUGGCUGGCAUCCAGAAGUCCGAAGGCUUGGUAAACCAGGCCUUGAAAAUUUCUUGCCGCGACGCUUCCAAGUAUUCCCUCAUGCUGCAAAAUACCUACAUGGCACUGCUGUGGGCUGAGAAAGGGCUGGAGAUCGACCUUUAUUGCCUGGGGAAAGAUUAUCCCGAGUAUCAGCAUAUGCUUAGAGCCGUGGACGUGUCACCCUCAGAUAUUGCGUCGCCGGAUUAUUCGUCAGAGGAGUUGCGAUGA